CACUAGGUGGUUUUGCAAAGGAAUAAAUUACGCGUCCAUGUGCAAUUCUUCGUUUACUGUCACUGUACAGGAUGCGUAUCGAGACGUGCUAUUUUUGUUCGUCUCGGAUUUAUCCGGGACACGGAAUUCAAUUCGUCAGGAACGAUUGUAAGAUUUUUAGAUUUUGUCGAUCGAAAUGUCACGCGGCAUUCAAAAAGAAAAAGAAUCCGAGAAAGGUUAAAUGGACCAAAGCGUAUAGAAAGACCGUCGGCAAGGAAUUGGCAAUAGAUCCGUCAUUCGAAUUCGAGAAGAGGAGAAAUAUCCCAAUGAAAUACAACAGAGAAUUAUGGACGAAGACCGUAGAAGCUAUCAAGAAAGUCGAAAACAUUAAGCAGAGGAGACAGAAUCUACACAUCAUGCAGCGUUUGCGUAAGGGUCGUACGCUGGAACAAGAAAGGGAUAUUAAGGAAGUUCAGCGCGAUUUGUCCUUAAUAAGGUCACCGGCUGCUGGACUUAAAGAAAGAAAGAAAUUGGAAGAGACGGCGGAAGAGGACGAAGAGAUGUAUGAGUCUAACGACGAAACGGAGGCACAACUUUUAGAAGAAAAUUAAUUAUUUUUGAGUUAAUGAAAUUUUAAUUCGAAGAACUUUGUAACGAACUGCAACGAUUGAUAUUUAACUGUAAGACUUGUACAUAAACCGAAGGAUAAAUUAGAAUUAAGUGUCUUUAACG
Messenger RNA from Vespula pensylvanica (western yellowjacket), 711 nucleotides. It is a transcript of the gene RpL24-like, whose product is annotated as probable ribosome biogenesis protein RLP24. The coding region runs from base 72 to 590 and encodes 172 amino acids. The transcript is spliced from 2 exons. Gene Ontology annotation, cellular component: nucleolus. Lineage: Eukaryota; Metazoa; Arthropoda; Insecta; Hymenoptera; Vespidae. Gene Ontology annotation, biological process: ribosomal large subunit biogenesis. The record is from RefSeq and is a predicted model, not a curated record.